AUGGCGGAGAAAGAGAAGGAGAACAAGAAACGCAAGAGGGCAUCAAAUGGUGUGGAGACUCCAAGCAAGAAGGUGGCAUUCGACGGAGCAAGCGGCGGAGAUGGGAAGGUGGCUGUCUCACACGUCGAAGAGAAGUACUGCCCGGUCGUUCUAUCAGCGAAGGGCGUGAACGCACCUCGAGUACCGUUCAGAGGAUACGCGCAGGCGAAGGCUCUGAAGGACACAGACGGAUCUGUCCAGCCAAAGACACACAAUCUCCUGCUGCAGUCUUCACAGCACCCACGACUGGACUACACGGCCACACCGAGCACACUGGACCAGAACUUGUCGCAUUAUUUUGCGGUUUUCGACCCAGUGACGAAACGGUUGCAAGUCACACCGGCACACCACCUUGAACUGAAGACGACAUUGCGAUCGGAAACACUGGAAGUGGAGAAGGACAAGCUCACCAAUGCUCAGCAGCGGGAGCAGCUAGGCAGAGAGUUCGGAACAAAGAAGGCGAAGAAAGCAAUCGCUAGCAAGACGGAGAAUGCAAUCACUCAAGACACCAAGGGCAAGGGCAAAGUCACAGAUGUACAGACCGCAGUUCUUGAGGCGGUGGAAGAUGCAACAGCUGGUGCCGCUUCGAGGAACGUUGCAGAAGGGGCAGACGCUGCGUUCGCAGCGAAGCCUAUACCCAAGCCAAACCUUCAAGCCGAGAGUGUAGAGGGAGUCUACCCGUACAGGACUCUAAUUCCACCGGGUGAUGAUCGACUGGUCAACAUCAAAGACUGGCAAGACAUGGCUCGCGCUGACGAAGCGAUCAACUUCAGCCAUCGCUUCCCGGCAUAUCGAGUAUCCCGGCUUGGGAAGUCGGACGAGACCAUGAAGCUGAAAGCCCUUCGCUACCUCACGCUUCUUCUAGAAUUCCACGACGCGCUCAGCAAUGCCAGAAGCGGUAGGAAAGUACCGAAGAGCGACAUCCUGAAGAGGAAACUGGCAGCCUGGCCAUCGCAACUAGUGGACAACGUGCGUCGACGCUUCGCCAACGAGUCAGGUCAGGAACUCGGAAAGUGGCACAUGGAGAACCUGUACACGCACAUGUGUGCCUUGUCGCUCUAUGUGGAUGGAUGGGUGACGGCCACGACGGAUUUGAAGGAGGAUCUGAAAAUGGAGCAGAGAGAAAUCUCGAAAUACUUCUUGGAGUUGGGAUGCAAGGUCAGCGCACCGACGGAGGCGGAUAAGCAUUCCAAGAACAUCACCAAGGCUCAAGCGAGCGUGACGAAGAUGGCGAAGUUGAAGCUGCCGCUGGAGUUUCCCAAGCCCAGGGCUGGUCGAAGGAGGUGA
This is a messenger RNA of Lecanosticta acicola, 1326 nucleotides long. Lineage: Eukaryota; Fungi; Ascomycota; Dothideomycetes; Mycosphaerellales; Mycosphaerellaceae. The record is from the annotation of a GenBank genome assembly.